AUGGCCGAUGACACUAAAUGUCUGAAAAAAUUAAAAAAAUUACGAAAAAAAUUUACUUGGGAGAUCGAAGCAGAGCGACUCGAAUUUCUACGCCAACUUGACCCUUUAAUCAGUAAUUGGAAGGGCCAACUUCCUCAGCUACAGAAUAUUUUUGGCCCCGAAGAAAUUGAUUGGCUUUUGGCGGAGGCCGCAAAAAAAAAUUGUCGAGGACAACGAUUCAUGGACUUUGCGGUGAGGACUGGUUACAACGGCAAGCCUGACAUUGAAAAAGACGAGCUCGACGCUGAAAAAAACAAACCCGACGUUGAAAAAGACGAGCAACUAUCACCACGUCCCGCUGCUUCGGUGCAUCAUGUGGCUAGACGCGCUUAUGAGGCCACCCGAAAAUUUUUUCAAAGCACCAAGAAGACCAUCCCUAAACUUGAUAUAACAAACGACGGAUUCAACAUAAAUUGCAUCAACGAGCCCGGCCUAGCUCAUUUUCAUGUAGCCUGCAAGUAUGGUUGUAAGAACAUCGCCGAGAAAUUUCUCGAGCUCGGCCAGGAUCCCAAUCUCAUCGUGCAAAGCACAGGGGAUUCGCCGCUACACUUGGCUCUACUUGGCGGAUGCAAAGAGGUGAUCGAAUUGCUGCUGAGAAGAGGUGCCGAUCCCAAUUGGGUCAACAAUAAAGGAUUGACUCCUCUACAGAUUAUUUGUAAUGAAUACAACGACUAUGAUUUAGCGAAGAUGGUAUUCGAGCUCAGUCACUACAAAUAUCGACCAGUGAAAGUAAAUCUUCAGGACAACUUUGGUGACACGCUACUACACGUGGCUCUGUCCCGUAACCACAAAAAUUUGUUUGGUUUACUGCUGAAAUAUGGCGCCGAUCCAAAUUUGGCCAACGCCAAUGGAUUUACUCCUCUGAUGAUUAUUUUCAAUUUAUACAAUGACUAUGAUUUGGCGGAAAUGUUGUUCGAGCUCAGUCGUGACGAAUAUAAGCCGUUGCGAGUCAAUGCUCAGGACAAGUUCGGUAACACUCCGAUACAUGUGGCUCUGUCUCGUGGUCACAAAAAUUUGUUCGAACUACUGCUGAGAAACGGCGCGAAUCCAAAUUUACCUAACGCUAAGGGAUUGACUCCUCUGCAGAUUAUUUGCAAGGAUAUCCAGGAUAACCAUGACUGGUUGCACAUGGUAUUCGAAUUCAGUCAAUACAAGCCGGUGCAAGUCAAUGUUCAGGAUGACAAGGGUAACACACCAUUGCUCUUGGCAUUACGAAACACUUGCUGUAAAAAAAAGGAGGUGGUCGAAUUGCUGCUAAAAAAUGGCGCUGAUUCGAAUUUGGCUAACGAUAAAGGAUGGACUCCUUUGGUAAGUAUUUGCAAUGAUGAUCGCGACGAUUUUAACUUGGCAAAGAUGCUAUUCGACCUCAGCCACGAUCAAUUUCAGCCGGUCCAAGUCAAUUUUCAGAACGGUGCGGGUAACACACCACUACACAUAGCUCUGUAUCGUGGCCGCAGAAAUUUAUUUGAAAUACUGUUGAGAAAUGGCGCGAAUCCGAAUUUGGCUAAUGCGAAAGGACUGACUCCUCUUGAAAUUAUCUGCAAUCGUACCCGUGACGAUUACAAAUUGGCAAAGAUGAUAUUCGAGCUGAGUCACGAACGGUAUAAGCCGGUGAAAGUCAAUGUUCAAGACGAAGCGGGUCAGACCCCGCUACACGACGCUAUGUUAUUUGGUCACAGAAACUUGGUCCAACUUUUGCUGAAGAACGACGCGAAUCCGAAUUCAGUAAAUAUACUGGGAUUGACACCUCUGCACAUGAUUUGCACUGAACAAUACGAUGAUCGACUGGCACAGAUAUUUUUCGAGGUCAACGACGCCAAACAUAAGCUGGUCAAGAUCAACGCCCGGAACAGAUUGGGUAACGCGCCAUUACAUUUUGCUCUGCACCUACGCAACGAAAGACUGAUCGAAUUGCUGCUGAGAAGAGGUGCAGACCCGAAUUUGACCGACGAGAAAGAAUUGACUCCUCUGCACAUUAUUUGCAGUGAUAGCUACAGUGACCAUAAAAUGGCGGAGAUACUCUUCAAAAUCACCGACCUAGUCAAUCAGGUGGUACAGGUCGACGCCCGGGACAAGUUGGGUCGGACACCGCUGCAAAUUGCAGUGGCAAACUUCAAGCCCGAAUUGGUCAAUUUACUCUUGGAUCGUGGUGCCGACAUAUCUAGCUUCGUUUUUCCCUCUGAGAGUUACUUUAGUCAGAGAUUGAAACAAUAUGAAAAAAAGCUCUCGUUGGAACUAGUUACUAGUGCUCUGGCCGUCAUCGAGAUCUUACAGAAAAGAGGAUACGAAUUAAAGGGAAGCGAUGCUCUGACAAUCAUGAAAUUAUUUUCCAAGCUCAAACUAUUCGAAAAAUCAUCGGGGGUUGAAGAAUUUUGUUACGAUGAUGAGCAAUUCGUGAGAGAAGCAAACAAAAUUAUGAUCAUUCCGAGUCUCUCGCUCUACGAUCUGAUCCAGCUGCAACCCGAAGAAAAUGAGAAAAUACUCACAUUUAUGGACUACUGGAAGUUCUGGUGCUCGGGUAAAUUGGAGAAAUUUCCUCAAAAUUCUCGCAACGCUUGUUCUGCACACUUAUGCGAGAUAGUGUCGAGAGGAUUUUUCCGGCGUUGGGCACUGGCAGAGACGAAUAUGGGCCAUGGCCAAGAGCGGACAAUUUUUAGAGACGACCAAUUUGAAAACGUCAAAUUUGGAAAUGGUAACUUUUUAGGAGCACCAAAUUUGUUAGCGGCUUUGGAUUCAUUAACUUUGGAUUCAUGUAACAAAGAAAAAUGA
Molecule: messenger RNA, 2808 nt
Organism: Trichogramma pretiosum
Lineage: Eukaryota; Metazoa; Arthropoda; Insecta; Hymenoptera; Trichogrammatidae
Product: tankyrase-1-like
Exons: 1
Coding region: 1-2808 (935 amino acids)
Molecular function (GO): protein binding
Source: RefSeq, a predicted model, not a curated record